Nezara viridula (southern green stink bug) is the source of this 1628-nucleotide messenger RNA. The record is from the annotation of a GenBank genome assembly. NCBI's taxonomy places the organism in Eukaryota, Metazoa, Arthropoda, Insecta, Hemiptera, Pentatomidae.
GACACAUUACAGCUGAUUGUGUUGUCCCGGCUCUACCGCCAAACGUCUUUAUUUGUUGUGUUGUGUGUUUUGGUUUUCAUGAAGAAGAAUGGAACAACUUACAACAAAGAGGUUGAACGACCAGAUUAUUCAUAUGCGUAAAGAAGUAAAAAGAGCAAUUGUUCAUCAAAUUCAUCGAUUGACAACUGCAGCGAAAAGGUUAAGAAAUAAAAAAGGCACAGAAGAACAGAAACAAAAAAAUGCCAUAAAAGCAGACAAUAUGGUUGUAGAAAUAACCAUAUUAAAGAAAAUGAAACCAGACGAUGUGUCUGUUUUUGGAUUGACAAAUUUUGAAGAAGUUGAAGUAAAAAAUUUCUUAAGCAGACGAGUCGUUGCUCCAGAAACUAGGGCUAUGGCAAAACUCUGUCUCCGUAAAAACUUGAGAAGCGUAAUCGAUCAAUUUAUUAAAGAAAUCGGGUCGGUGCACAGUCGUUUAAUGGAUCUUCUCGAUGAAAGGCAACAACAUAAAGAGAAAAAAGAAAAGAAAAAAUUGAAGAAACAGGAAAACAAUGAAGAAAUAAAUCAUGAAUAUGAUAAUACAUCAGACUCUACAUUGGAUUCAUCAGAUGAAUCUAUACCUAUGUUAUUACCAGCAAAAAGCGAUUCUGAUCAUGUCUCCGAAAAUGAAACACUCAAUUUAUUAAUAAAUAAUAAAAAUGAUGUCAUCGAUAAAAUCAUUGGUAUUGACGAUAAUUUAGAUCUUCCUCUGAAAGUCAAAACAAAACCUGUUCGGGAAGAGAGAAAUAUUAAAAAUUCUUCUGAUUCUGAAAGCGAUAGUGAUUUCGUUCAACAUGUUGACAAAAUAAUUAAUAGCGAUGAUAAUCAAAACGUACAGGACAAACGUAAAGAAGUUAGCAAGAUAGAAAGUAAGCCAUUGGAAAGGAAGAAUGUUGAUCCUUUUUUUAUGACUAGGGAUAAUAGUGAAUACCGUACAUAUUGCGAUAUUGGAGCAAAUGCAAAAAAAGAAAAAGAUGAAAGUGACCAAAUCAAAAUCGACAAUGAUGAUAAGAACUCUAAAAAUAAUUAUAAAAAAGGUAAUUUCAGUAAGAAUAAUCAUUCAAAAGACAAUUCUUUUAACAAAAAUAAGAAUAAUCAAAGAUUUGAUAGUAGGAAGACAAUCACCUAUUUAGGAGGUAACGAUAAAAAGUCUUUUGAUAAGAAGGGAUUUCGAAGAGGUGAAAAACGUCCUCACAACGAAGAACCACCGUCAAAUGUGAAACUGCAUCCUUCGUGGGAGGCAAAGAAAAAGUUGGCUGUUUCGACAGUACCCUUUCAAGGAAAAAAAAUCACAUUUGAUGACUGAUUUUAGUUAAGGUUAUAAUUGUAUUUUCUUGGGAGAAUUAUCAUUUUCCCAUUCAUAUAUUCUUAUGAAAGUAUAAGACUCCAUUUUGGGUAUUAUAACUGGUUAUACUACCUAAGAUUUAUUUAAUAUUAUCAAUCAAUGUUCCUCUUAUGUUGAAUUAUUGGUGUCAUAUAUGUUUUGUUUUUUAUUGAAGAAUGGAUUAACUGUUGUUCAUAUGAAAUGUUUUUUUGUAUAUUUUAUUAUGUAUUUUACUUGUAAAUAUAGACAUUAUAUUUAUUUGUUUUAA